Misgurnus anguillicaudatus (oriental weatherfish) is the source of this 746-nucleotide messenger RNA. It is a transcript of the gene bbln, whose product is annotated as bublin coiled coil protein. NCBI's taxonomy places the organism in Eukaryota, Metazoa, Chordata, Actinopteri, Cypriniformes, Cobitidae. The record is from RefSeq and is a predicted model, not a curated record.
GGUUAGUCAGCUGAUCACGAGUACUUCACGUCUUAUGAUUGCAGAAUUAUAGUAUUAGGGUUAAUUAUAUUGUGUUUAAUAUAUAGCGAUCUAAGUUUAUAGAUUUGUAUAUGUAUUUAGAAAUGUUUUAAUUACGUUGAUUUAUCCGAAUUGUGCGGUUAUCAGGAUUAUAUUUCACUCGAGUCUACCUGGUUGUAGGUAUUGUUUUUUUAUAUCAAGUUAGUAUUUUUAUAAAGACUGGUUUGCUGAUAUGUCUGGACCAAACGGAGAUCCGAACAUUUCAGCUGAUGAUGGAAUUAUCGACGAUGAAGAUGAAUUCAAUGACGAAGAAUAUGCAGCAGUCAACUCCAUGCUGGAUCAGAUAAACUCAUAUCUGGAUGGUAUUGAGGAGAGAAAUGAUGCACUGAAUGGAAAACUACACGAGCUUCUGGAGUCCAACAGACAAGCCAGACGAGAGUUUAGAGAACAUGUGAAUGAUGCACAUACAGAGGAAGAUCACCAGCAUCAUCAUCAUCCUCCUCCACCAGCUGAAGAUUCAGCAUCCAGAGACUCAAACAUCGAGGACUAGAUGAUUUCAUCCUGAGACCAAAACUGUCUGUCUGUCUGUCUGUUGUUUCAUGUCCUGUCUGUUCCUGAUGAUGUCUCGGAUCAUUCAUUAAUACAUUUAGAUUUAAGAUAUUUGAUGUAAAGUGAAUUACUGUAGUAUAUUUUAAGGACCAAUAAAAUAUAAUGUAUUUGUCAGUGUA